AUGAAGGUGUUCGCACUUCUUUCUCUCUUGUUGCCUCUGGCAGCGGCGCAGCAGGCGGCAACCUCUGCCGCCGCUGUGUCAACUACGGCCGUAGCCAGCACCCCAGCGGCGAGCACCCCCGCCGCAUCGACUCCGGCCGCAGCGGCGUCGACGACGCAGCAAGCAGCGGCAGUGACGACAACCGCCGCCGCUCAGACUUCCUCCACAGCACUGCCCGCCAUUUCCUUCUCCCUUCCGGCCACCAUGACCGCAUGUGCGACAAACGCUCUCACGUGGGCACUGUACAAUGAGGCUAUUGGCAGCGAGAAGUUUGUCGUAAACCUGUUCGUGUACAACCUGGGUGUCGCCCAGAGCACGCCCUCCACCACGUCGGCUCAGCCAGCAGUCACCAGCGCGUCCGCAGCAGCAUCAACGACUCCAACCACGUCUGCCGCUGCUCAAGCACAGACGACCUCGGCUGCUGUUCAGCAACAAACGACUUCCGCUGCUGCUCAGUCACAGACCACGACCGCUGCCGCUCAAUCACAGACCACCGCUCAGGCUGGCACCACCCUGGUUGGUCGUGACCAGCUCCUCGUUGGCCGUGCCAACGUCAACUCGUCGAUCGUGUCCAACUGGCAGGCCAACGUUAGAUACAACUGGGUUACAAACGUUCCCGCGGGCAAGUACCGCAUUUACGCCAUUGUCAACGACACGCAGCACACUGUUGGCUCAUCUGGCGUGUUUACUGUGGUUACUGGCUCGAACACUACCUGUCUCCACACGACCAACACCACCUCGAGCAGCACCAGCAGCAAAUCAGCGGAAGCUACUUCCGACGCCAACAACACCGCCACCACGAAGAAGGGUCUUUCGGGCGGUGCAAUUGCUGGCGUUGUGAUCGGCGUUCUGGCCGGUCUGGCGAUUCUGGGAGCCGUCCUGUUUUACUGCAUGCGCCGCCGCCGUGGCGAUUAUUCGUCGCGUGGUGGCCGCAACGAGCCCAUCAGUGCCAGGCUCAUUGGAGCCCCGUCUCGAUUCAAGCGUGGCAGUUCUAUGGGCCUUGGCACCGUUGCCCUCUCGUCCAAGGACUAUGGCGAGCACGACACCGAUGCCGAGCGUGGGGAGAAACGUGAAACCCCACCUCGUAACGGCCGCACCACUGCGAUGAGCACCAACACGGACCCCUUCGAGACUGCGCCGUCUACUCCCUUCGAGGAGAGGACGAACCCCGUCGACGCAGGUGGUGUGUCUCUCGCUGCUGCCGCUGCACUUGCUGGUGGCGCGAGGCGUGGUUCGGAUAACCCCCCACGCCCUCCUCCCCACGACUACCCCCCACGUCCUCCCCCUCCCCACGGCAAACCCCCACUUCCUCCAUCCCAUCGCCCAACGUCUGUUCCCCUGACCGCUUCGGACCGGAGCGGCACCCUUGCGCCAUUUGAUGGCCCUGGUGACGACUAUCGCCUGAGCACAAUGAGUGGCGUUGUCAACAUUGGCGCCGACGACGAUGACCACCUUGAGGAGCCCCGUCGUCUUCCUCCAGCGCCCUACACACCCGGCUACACCCCUGGAGGCUCGCCUGCACCCCAGCCAUCGCUCCCGACCACGCCGACAAACCCUUCAGGCAUGUCUGCUCAGCAUUCGGCUGACAACACGGGCCACAAGAGCGCGAAGAGCAGCGGCGGCGAGUCGUCGGACAGCGGUGGUGCCCACUCUGGCGCGUCGCACCACCUCCCUUCGCACGGCCCAUCGUCGUUUGCCAACACGCCACGUGCCCCGGAGCGCAAGAACUCGCUCCGUCGCAAGCCUGUGCCCCAGCUUGUGGCCGACGAGACGUCGUUGAAGACUACCGGCCAGUCCCCUAAGACCUCGCCUGGUCUGCAGGGCUCAUCCCGUCCGAUGAGCAACCGCGAACACUCGAGCCACGCCGCGCCCGAGCAGGCAAGACCCGCCGGCGACCAGUUUGGCUUGAGCGCCGCCCUCACUGGGCUUGGCCACAACACGUUCCAGCUCAUGCCCGACCCGCCUCUCUCCGAUGAGCGUCACUAG
This is a messenger RNA of Apiotrichum porosum, 2025 nucleotides long. RefSeq lists its product as uncharacterized. The record is from RefSeq and is a predicted model, not a curated record. The transcript has a single exon. Bases 1 to 2025 code for a protein of 674 amino acids. Lineage: Eukaryota; Fungi; Basidiomycota; Tremellomycetes; Trichosporonales; Trichosporonaceae.